UCUGUACCUAACUCCUUGAACAUCAAGGGAGGCAUGGCUGCCUGGGUCACUGGAUCUUGGAAAACCAAAAUGAGACAUAAUCAGCUGUGUUGUGAGACACCGCCUACUGUCACUGUUCAUGUAAAAUCAGGGUCAAAUAGAUCACAUCAGCCUAAAAAACCCAUUAAUCUGAAGCGUCCUAUUUUUAAAGAUACUUGGCCUUCAUCUGAAAAAAAUGCACAUAAUAGCAACAAGUCUAAACGCCCCAAAGGACCCUGUCUAGUUAUACAGCGUCAGGAAAUGACUGCUUUCUUUAAAUUAUUUGAUGAUGAUUUAAUUCAAGAUUUCUUGUGGAUGGACUGCUGCUGUAAAAUUGCAGACAAGUAUCUUUUGGCUAUGACCUUUGUUUAUUUCAAGAGAGCUAAAUUUACUAUAAGUGAGCAUACCAGGAUAAAUUUCUUUAUUGCUCUGUAUCUGGCUAAUACAGUUGAAGAAGAUGAAGAGGAAUCUAAAUAUGAAAUUUUUCCAUGGGCUUUAGGGAAAAACUGGAGAAAAUUGUUCCCUAACUUCUUAAAGUUAAGGGACCAACUCUGGGAUAGAAUUGACUAUAGGGCUAUUGUAAGCAGGCGAUGCUGUGAGGAGGUUAUGGCUAUUGCCCCAACCCAUUAUAUAUGGCAACGGGAACGCUCUGUGCAUCACAGUGGAGCUGUUAGAAACUACAACAGAGAUGAAGUUCAACUGCCCCGAGGACCUAGUGCCACCCCAGUAGAUUGUUCACUCUGUGGUAAAAAAGGAAGAUAUGUUAGACUGGGAUUGUCUUCAUCAUCUUCAUCCAGUGAUACAGUAGAGGUGAUGGAGAAACAUUCUCAGGAAUAAUACAACUCAUUCUCAAUGGACAUGGUAGUCAAUCCUUCUGAAGCUUAUAGCUAUUCUCAAGGUAUGAUUUAGUAAUAUGUCAGAAUUAGAUUUAUGCAAGUUAUUAACAAAUCUCGUUUAUUGACCUGUAGUCAAUUCUUGUAGGCAGGGUACAUAAUAACUUAUGUACCACAUUAUGAGUUAAAUUAGCAUUGAAAGUUUUCUCCUUUUCAGUUACUAUUUGUCUUGUGUCAGUAUCUAUUUUUGUGAUAGGUCACCUAAGCUAGAAGAUUUUUAAUGUGACUUAUGUUAAAUUGAAACCUAACACGCCACGAGUCUUGAGUAUUUUAAAGUAUUAAGUAUUUGAAGAUCGUGAAGCAUUUUCUCUGAA
Messenger RNA from Hyaena hyaena (striped hyena), 1225 nucleotides. It is a transcript of the gene SPDYA, whose product is annotated as speedy/RINGO cell cycle regulator family member A. The coding region runs from base 34 to 855 and encodes 273 amino acids. Gene Ontology annotation, biological process: positive regulation of cyclin-dependent protein serine/threonine kinase activity; positive regulation of cell population proliferation; G1/S transition of mitotic cell cycle. NCBI's taxonomy places the organism in Eukaryota, Metazoa, Chordata, Mammalia, Carnivora, Hyaenidae. The record is from RefSeq and is a predicted model, not a curated record. Gene Ontology annotation, molecular function: protein kinase binding. Gene Ontology annotation, cellular component: nucleoplasm. The transcript is spliced from 6 exons.